AUGGCGCUCCCCGCAGUCAAGUCUCUAGAGGAGUGCUCCGAGUGGGCCAAGGUCGUCGAACCCUUCAUCCCCCAGCUCCUCGAGCUCCCCGGCAAGAUCAUCGCGAGCCCGCAGUCGCUGCCCCAGAUCUACCUCGAGACGAACCCCCUCGUCUCCGGCUUCGCCUUUUCCCUGCUCAUUGCCGUCCUCACUCUCGGCGUGUCAGAGUACCACCGCAACUUUUCCCAAAUCGACCGGCUGUGGAGUCUCCUGCCCAACUGGUAUGUCCUGCACACGGCGGCAUGGGCGUACCUAAAUGGCGAACCUUGGCAGCGAGUCGCGCUGGCCGGGGCCGCGACCACCCUCUGGAGCUCCCGAUUGACCUUCAACUACUGGCGCAAAGGAGGUUACGAGCGUGGAAGUGAAGACUACAGAUGGGAAAUUGUCCGCGCAUACGUCCCCGCCUGGGUCUUCUUCCUCUUCAACGUGACCUUCAUCUCCUUCAUCCAGUCCAUCCUCCUCUUCGCCUUCUCCGCCGCGCCCGCCUACUCCCUCCUCCUCGCCAGCCGCAUCGAGCCCGACCUCGCCGCCUCGGACUACUCCUUCUUCGCCAUCCUCGCCGGCCUCGUCCUCAGCGAGUACAUCAGCGAUGGCCAGCAGUGGGACUACCAGACCGCCAAAGCCACCUACAAAAAGGGCAACGGCGCCGCCGCCUCCGUCCCCCGCGGCUGGGCUCAGGCGGACCUCGAGCGUGGCUUCGUCACGCACGGUCUCUGGGCCUACAGCCGCCACCCCAACUUCUUCGCCGAGCAGAUGGUCUGGUUCGUGCUCUACCAGUGGAGCUGCUACGCCACCAAGGUGCUGUACAGCUACACCUUUGCCGGCUCCGCGUUCCUCGUGCUGCUGUUCCAGGGCUCGACAUGGCUCACUGAGCUGAUCACUGCGGGCAAGUAUCACGAGUACGCCGAGUACCAGAGCCAGGUUGGCAUGUUUAUGCCCAAGUCGCUGUUUCCGUACAAGAAGCCCCCGCCAAAGGUCAUCCGCACGAGCGAGCUUGCCAAGCGCCAGGGCAAGAAGGAUAAAUAA
Colletotrichum abscissum is the source of this 1065-nucleotide messenger RNA. RefSeq lists its product as uncharacterized. Gene Ontology annotation, cellular component: membrane. The coding region runs from base 1 to 1065 and encodes 354 amino acids. The transcript has 3 exons. The record is from RefSeq and is a predicted model, not a curated record. NCBI's taxonomy places the organism in Eukaryota, Fungi, Ascomycota, Sordariomycetes, Glomerellales, Glomerellaceae.